AUGUCCUCCUCAUCACCACCAACGCCCCCAUCAUCACGGACUUACACCGACGCAAUCAACCUCCUAAACACCCUCAUCCCAAACCUCAAAGUCCACGCCCUCUUCAACAAACCAAAAGAUGCCGCUCCCACCACCUCCUCCAACCAAAGCCCAGCAGCACCAGCACCAGCAACAGACCCAAACCUCCUCGCCAUCCCCGAAAUGCGCGCCUGGCUCCUCCGCGCAAACCUAACCCCCAAACGCCUCUCCUCCCUCUCCUUCAUCCACAUCGCAGGCACAAAAGGCAAAGGCUCCGUAACAGCCCUCACGACCUCGGCUCUCCUCCACCACUCGUCCUCUUCCUCAUCUGCCUCAUCCACGCCACAAAUAGGCCCAAUAGGAACCUACACCUCCCCCCACCUCCUCUCCCCCCGCGAACGCAUCGCAAUAAACAACAUCCCCAUCUCCCGCCACCUCUUCGCAACAUCCUUCUUCGAACUCUGGGACACCUUAUCCUCCUGCACCUCUUCGGCACCCGGCGGCAGCAGCAGCGCCAGCGAUGGCCCAGACCUCGGCAUCGAACCCGGCGCCAAACCCUUCUACUUCCGCUUCCUCACCCUCCUCGCCCUCCACAUCUUCCUCAAACUCCAAAUUCGCACCGUCGUGCUGGAAUGCGGCAUCGGCGGCGAAUACGACGCCACAAACGCCAUCCCCGCCUCCGCCGUAACGACGUCAGUCAUCACGCAGCUCGGGAUAGACCACGUCGCCAUGUUGGGCUCCACCCCCUCGCAAAUAGCAUGGCAUAAAGCAGGCGUAAUGAAACCCGGCACCGCAACCUUCACCCGCAAACUAUCCGACGAGGUCCACCACCCGGGCGUAAUGUCCACCCUCCGCUCCCGCGCACGAGAAAUAGGCGCGGAGCUAAUCGAGGUAGACGACGAGCAUGUCGUCGCGUGGUCCGGUGUCCCGGGUGCCAAAUUACCCGGCGGAGAUUUCCAAAAGAGAAACCAAGCUCUCGCUGCGCUGGCUGCGCGGCGCCAUAUCCAGGUCCUCGAGGCCCGGGACGCGGGGUCAAAGACGAUGGUAGUAGGGGAGGUGAAUUCUUCGCUGGCGGAUGUACCUCAAGUCCUCAUCGCCGGUCUCCGCGAGGCGACGCUCCGUGGCCGGCAUGAAGUACUAAGGCAGGGUAGUGUAUCCUGGUACCUCGACGGCGCGCACAACUCGGAUAGUCUAGCGGAAGUAGCGCGCUGGAUAUCUCCCAUCGUCGCAACCACAACUCCCUCAGACACCGCGAACAACAAGGAAAGUUUCAUCCUCGUCUUCAACCAGCAAGAACGCGACGCCUCCGCCCUCCUGACAGAGUUCCUCCGCCAGAUGAAGACCUUGGGUGUCGGCCUUGAGACGAGGCUCUCCGCCGCCAUCUUUACCAGGAACGAUAAGACUAACAUCGCCGGCGAGGGCGGGGACGUGGAUCUCAGUGUCCAGGAGGCGUGUGCCGCGGCAUUCAGGGAAAUGUAUCCUGCUACAAAGGUCGUGGUGUGCAGAGACCUAACGGAGAUGAAGAGCGCCGUCGAUGGCGUCGCGGGGAUUUCGACGUCGGGGACAAAGGUGCUGGUUACGGGGAGCAUGUAUCUCGUUGGAAACGUCAUUGGCUUGUUGGAGCCGGAAGGUCUAUUAUGA
This is a messenger RNA of Colletotrichum fioriniae, 1659 nucleotides long. RefSeq lists its product as uncharacterized. The record is from RefSeq and is a predicted model, not a curated record. Lineage: Eukaryota; Fungi; Ascomycota; Sordariomycetes; Glomerellales; Glomerellaceae. Gene Ontology annotation, biological process: tetrahydrofolylpolyglutamate biosynthetic process. Gene Ontology annotation, cellular component: cytosol; mitochondrion; cytoplasm. Gene Ontology annotation, molecular function: tetrahydrofolylpolyglutamate synthase activity; ATP binding.